AUGAAGGGUCCUCCAGUCAUGUUUCUGAAAAGGAUUUUACCGCACAUCCUUCUAGUAACGCUGGCUCAGAGCAACUAUCAGGUUUACGGAUUUGAUGCCACUGAUUGUCCAGCUGAAAUUCAAGUUAAAAGAAACUCCCAGUACACAAGUUAUCUUGGGAACUCUUUGGUUAUAUACUGCCCAGUUCAUUACUGCAAGGAGAGGCCAGUCAUGCAGUGGUGCAAGAUAGAAGGGAAUGAAUGUGUGCUGCUGAAAGAAAGCAAAGUCGAAUGGAAGACCAGUAAGAAGUUUAUUCUGGAGUUCUUCUCAAUUCAUCAUAAUGAUAGUGGAACUUACCGUUGUCGAGCAACAGUGGGCACCUUGUCCAGUGAGAGCCAUGGAAUAAGGGUUAUUGUUGAAGAAAAGCCUGCAAACAUUACAACAGGUUCAACAGAAAAUCCCACUACUAUCUCAGAAGAUUCCCAAGAAUCUGGAAAUGACAAGAUAUUGCACAUUAUUUAUGCUGCAUUAUCCUUGCGUCUAUGUUGUCCACUCAUCUUCAUAUGCAUGUUUUGGUUUCUAAGGUGGUACCAUGCAAAGCAAAAGAGAGCUCCGUUAACCCCACAGAGACAAGAGAGCCUGGUCAGAGGUCCAGUAGCUGCUCCACACCACGCUGCUGGGACAACGCAAGAUUCAGACGAAAGCUCCUCACUUUACUACUGCUCCAUGGUGAGCCUCUGGCAGCUCUCCGAUGGCAGUGCAACUUAUAACGAUGUGCCUCACCGGGAUGCUCACAGGACAGCACCUCCUAAGCCUCCUGCUACCCCUUCUAUCCCAGCUGCACCUGAAAGCCCAGAUGUCCUCGUUUAUGCUGCACUAAAUCAUUCUGCUUCUGCAGAAAAAUGCCAGAGAAAGCAGCCAAUGGUAGAAAGUGAACUUACUGAAUAUGCCUCCGUUAAUGUAAAAAACAGACCUGCCCAGGACUUCUCCAGUCACCCACUUUGCACGCAGUCCCAGGUCUAGCUCCCCUCUGGGACAUUGUUCCUUUGU
Molecule: messenger RNA, 1029 nt
Organism: Rhea pennata
Lineage: Eukaryota; Metazoa; Chordata; Aves; Rheiformes; Rheidae
Gene: BTLA
Product: B and T lymphocyte associated
Exons: 6
Coding region: 1-1002 (333 amino acids)
Biological process (GO): immune response-regulating cell surface receptor signaling pathway
Cellular component (GO): plasma membrane
Molecular function (GO): signaling receptor activity
Source: RefSeq, a predicted model, not a curated record